CCGGCCUUUGGCAGCGCCGGUCGCGCACAUGGCCCGUGCCAGGUAAAGGGCAUGCGGCCCGCGCUCGCCGCGCUCGCGGCCUGCUGCGUGGUGGCGCGCGCCGAGCUGCCCUCCGCGCGCCUUGCUUCGCGCAACACCACCACCCAGCACGUGCUUCAAUGCUCCGAAGGGCUCGUCCUUCCACUCUGGCUGCCUCUCGAAGAUGUUCCAACACUUCAAAUCGCCUUACGAGGCUUCGUUUAUUUCUUCACUCUUAUGUACCUUUUCAUUGGAGUAUCCAUCGUUUCCGACAGAUUUAUGGCUGCUAUCGAAGUCAUAACAUCAAGGGAAAAAGAGGUGCGCGUGCGACGUAAUGGGAGCGAGCAAAUUAUUGUUGUACGAGUAUGGAACGAAACCGUUGCGAAUUUGACGUUAAUGGCCUUAGGGUCCAGUGCACCUGAGAUAUUGCUCUCUGUCAUCGAAAUAGCCGGAAAGAAUUUCGAAGCUGGAGAUUUGGGACCGGGUACAAUCGUCGGGUCAGCGGCAUACAAUUUAUUCGUGAUAAUCGCAAUCUGCGUUAUGGUGAUACCAGAUGGAGAAGUGAGAAAAAUAAAGCAUUUACGAGUGUUCCUUGUUACCGCAACUUGGUCAAUAUUCGCUUAUGUCUGGCUGUAUCUUAUACUAGCUGUAAUAUCACCAAGCGAAGUUGAAGUAUGGGAAGGAGCCGUUACAUUUCUAUUUUUCCCCGCAACCGUAAUGACAGCGUAUAUUGCAGACAGAAGGCUUUUAGUUUACAAGUAUUUAAAGAAAGGGUAUCGAGUCAACGAACGAGGCGUAAUUGUAGAAGGCGAAGGUGACGGUUCCGUUGAGAUGGCUUUAAAACCAAAUUCUGAUGAAUUUGCCUCUGAUGACGAAGAAGGUCGAGAGCUAGAUAAGUCUCGUAAAGAGUACAUCUCAGUUUUACGUGAGUUAAGAAGACAACAUCCCGAAGAAGAUUUAGAAACGGUAGAGCGGAUGGCGUUGGAGACGUUGAUGGCUCGCGGACCGAAGUCACGCGCUUUUUACAGAGUUGCCGCAACGAGAAAAAUGACCGGAGGAGGUGAUUUCUCUCGAAAAAUAUCAGAGAGAGCACAGAGCGAUUUGAGUGAAGUUAAAGCUGAAUUACAACGGCGAGAGUCGACCUCUGUAGCAGUUGAGCCAAAAGGGCCAAACCUGCGCUUCGAUCCCGAUCAUUACACCGUAAUGGAGAACUGCGGAUCUUUUGAAGUAAGAGUAGUUCGCCGUGGAGAUCUGAGUGGUGAGGUCACCGUACAAUACAACACUGAAGACGGAACUGCUGAGGCAGGAUCGGAUUAUGUUGCUGCACAAGGUUCUCUGGUAUUCGGUCACGGUGAAACAGAGAAGAAGUUCACCGUACAAGUUAUAGAUGACGAUGUGUUUGAGGAGGAUGAACACUUUUACGUUCGAUUGACAGCACCGAAAGGCGCCUGUUUAGCUUCACCAUCUACUGCGACUGUAGUGAUAUUGGACGACGAUCAUUCUGGAGUGUUUUCAUUCCCUCAGAGGGAUUUUGAGUUAACAGAAUCGGUCGGGACUUACGAACUCCGUGUGGUAAGGACGGCUGGUGCUAGGGGCAAGGUGCGGAUUCCAUACUGGACGGAAGACGGGACAGCAAAGAGCGGUGCACAGUUCGAGGCCGUGCAAGAUUCCAUUGUGUUCGAGGACAACGAAACGGAAAAGUUCAUUUCUCUUCACAUCAUCGAAGAAGACAGCUACGAGAAGGACGUCCUAUUUUACGUCAAUCUCGGGAACCCGGUGUUGCUCGGGGAUGAUAAUCGUCCUGUCCUGACUGAUAAUGAAGUUGAACACCUGACAACUCUCCCUGAGGAAGAAGCUGUUGUUGCCCUAAUGGGGUACCCACGUGCUGGGGAAAUAACUCGCGCGCAACUACGAGUUAAAGAGAGCAAAGAAUUUAAGAAUACUGUAGAUAAAUUAGUGCAAAGAGCGAACGCCUCAAUUAUUAUCGGGACGUCGUCAUGGAAGGAACAGUUCUCAGAGGCUUUGACAGCGAGUUCAGAUAACCCUGACGAGCAACCAUCGUGCGGAGACUAUGUUCUGCAUAUUUUUACACUUUUCUGGAAAAUUAUUUUCGCGUUUGUUCCUCCUACGGACAUCGGAGGCGGAUAUGUCUGCUUCGUAGUGUCAAUCAUUUGCAUCGGUCUCGUGACGGCUGUCAUCGGCGAUGUCGCUUCUCACUUCGGCUGCACCCUCGGGAUCAAGGAUUCAGUCACUGCCAUCAUAUUCGUUGCACUGGGGACUAGCAUACCAGAUACAUUUGCAAGCAAAGUAGCGGCAAUUCAAGAUAAACACGCGGAUGCAUCAGUCGGUAACGUCACAGGCUCGAAUGCUGUGAACGUUUUCCUAGGAAUUGGAGUCGCGUGGACAGUGGCCGCGGUGGUCCAUUGGAGUAAAAACGAGAAGUUUGUCGUUGAUCCAGGAAACCUAGCAUUCAGCGUUACCAUGUUCUGUUCGGAAGCGGCCCUUGCUGUUUUAGUGUUAGUAUUGCGGCGGAGAAAAUCCAUCGGUGGAGAACUGGGUGGACCACGAGGUAUCAAGAUCGUUACGUCCAUGUUCUUCUUCUCAUUGUGGCUGAUAUAUCUCACCAUGUCAACUUUAGAAGCUUAUGGUUAUAUUGCAGGAUUUUAAUGGUUUUAAUUUUGUGAUCGCUUGAUGGCUUUAUUCGUAAAAACAUAGACGCUUCCUAUUGGAUAUUAAAAGUAAAUUAUUUUUGAUUGGAUCUUUGAAAUGAAUAUUAAAUGUGUUCAAAAAUUUUCUCGUGAUUAAACAAUGUCGUGUUUUUUUUUUAUUUGUUGGAACUAUUUCUAGGAAUUCAAAUAAUAUUAAACUAAAUAGCUUACUUUGGCUGUAACCUAUAUUCGACUUUAAAUUAUAAAAU
Vanessa tameamea is the source of this 2935-nucleotide messenger RNA. RefSeq names its product sodium/calcium exchanger Calx (gene Calx). Gene Ontology annotation, cellular component: postsynapse; axon; sarcolemma. The transcript is spliced from 8 exons. Bases 52 to 2685 code for a protein of 877 amino acids. The record is from RefSeq and is a predicted model, not a curated record. Gene Ontology annotation, molecular function: calcium:sodium antiporter activity. NCBI's taxonomy places the organism in Eukaryota, Metazoa, Arthropoda, Insecta, Lepidoptera, Nymphalidae. Gene Ontology annotation, biological process: cell communication; calcium ion import across plasma membrane; sodium ion transmembrane transport.